AUGCCUGCCAAACGACACGCGGCCUCAACUAACACCUCCGCGGCCGUACCCGUUACGCCCGCAACGCUCUCCUCUGGCCCGACCACAUUGAAGACCAAUGCCUCAGCAGUGGCCAUUGCCCAGAAUGUCUGGGAACAAUAUGUGGCGACGACCCCCCAACGUACAUUACUCUUGGAUGCGUUCAUGGCCUUUCUCGUCCUAGUCGGCGGCCUGCAGUUCUUGUACUGCGUUCUGGCUGGAAACUAUCCCUUCAACGCUUUCCUGAGUGGCUUCAGCGCAGCCGUGGGCCAGUUCGUGCUCACAGCCAGUCUCCGAAUGCAAACAAGUGACAGCGGGUCAACCCUGUCUAGUAAGCCCAGCUCCAAGGGGAAAAAUGCCCGAUUCGCAAAUGAAGACAAUGAGGGACAGGGCUCUGGCAUCUCGCACGAAAGGGCCUUUGCCGAUUACAUUUUCGGAAGCUUGAUCCUACACUUCUUCUGCGUCAACUUCAUCAACUAA
Messenger RNA from Penicillium diatomitis, 498 nucleotides. Its product is annotated as putative oligosaccharyl transferase subunit Dad1. The transcript is spliced from 3 exons. The coding region runs from base 1 to 498 and encodes 165 amino acids. Lineage: Eukaryota; Fungi; Ascomycota; Eurotiomycetes; Eurotiales; Aspergillaceae. Gene Ontology annotation, biological process: protein N-linked glycosylation. The record is from RefSeq and is a predicted model, not a curated record. Gene Ontology annotation, cellular component: oligosaccharyltransferase complex; membrane.